AUGGCAAUCUCGGACUUGUGGGAGAAGAUGCUGGGCAUCGGUUCGGGCUGGUUCGUGCUGGUCGUCCUUGCCUGCGCAGUUUGCGGCCUCCGAGCCCGAAGGCCAGAGACUGCCCGAAGCAAACCAUCUUCGUCUGGAGAAGGAGAAAGCACGGAAAACACCAGCAGCCAGAACACCUCUCCUUUCGAUUGGUGGAGCGUUGGUCCGCGGAUUACUUUGGCAUCCUUGAAAGUCUUCGUCACAGCGCUGCUUCUGGUGGAGCUCCUCGGCUUGGCCGCGCCAGAGGAGGACGUCCUCACCCUGCCUGAGAUCAUCCGCCGAGUCCGUGCUCACCCCUACGGAAAGAAUCCCGAACUGGGCUUUCUUUCGGGCUUCACCGUGGCCGAUGCACAGCUAUUGCCCCACCUCACGUACCUUUUCAUGCCCAACCUCAACGACAGCACAGCUGACAGCUACGCCGCAGUGUUCUCCGUCCUGCGAGCAUCGCUGCUGGCGUCCUGGUGCACUUUCCUUGCGCUUCCAAGCUCUUGGGCAUCUUCUUGGGCCUGCUUUCUCUGGGGAGCCGCGGUCUACGUGGUCAUGGCGAGCUUGAUCAUCAUGUACAUCCCUUGCUACGACAGCCACGCCACCUGCUUCUUCCUUGUGGCGGCCUGCAUGGUGCCAUCUUUGGAGACCAGCCAGCGGUCUCAAGCAUGGCUGGGGAAGUUUCUUCUGGUCAGCCUGCUUGCUCCGUUCUACCUGUCUGCAGGGGUGUCGAAGCUCCGUUAUGGAGGCUGGGCCUCCAUGCUCUCUGGGAGCUGGUUGAAGCCGAUUCUGGCUGCGACGGUGGACAGGUCUAUCUUUCCAGGUUUGAACACGUGGCUCUCGCAGUCUACCUGGGCGCCAGCCAUGAUGUCCUUCGGAGUGUUGUCAGCAGAGUUCUGGCUCCCUGUUUUGGUGCUUUACACGGCGAGUUCCAGCACGAACUUCAGCCGCUGGCUACGAACCUGUUGGAUCUUGCUAGUGGCAUUAUUUCAUGUCGUGUGUUGGGCACUCGUUGGUCCAAACUUUGUACGCCAAAUCGCUUUGCUGAUGCUGUCUUCCUAUUCUGUCUGGCAUCCGACCGACAGCACCGACAAAGAUGUCAUCGAAGGGAGCCGCACGAGAGCUUGGUUAUGCCGCGUUGGCUAUGCCGUUGUGCUGCUGAUGCUGUGGCUCUGCAAUCAGUUUUGGUCAGAUAUUGACCAUAUCCGCGGUGCGACAGCGCAGGAGUCCUACCACGACAUGCUUUGGCCUGUGGGAGAGCUCUCCAUGUACGUCGUUCCUUCGGCCUCCUCCAACUACGUUCGCUCGCUUUUCCUUGAGAUUGUGAUUGCCUCCUUGAUCUGCCUGAGGAUACAUUUUGAUGUCUCACAGCCCACUCUAGACAAGGGCGCGACGUAG
Messenger RNA from Symbiodinium necroappetens, 1422 nucleotides. NCBI's taxonomy places the organism in Eukaryota, Dinophyceae, Suessiales, Symbiodiniaceae. The record is from the annotation of a GenBank genome assembly.